Salarias fasciatus (jewelled blenny) is the source of this 1974-nucleotide messenger RNA. It is a transcript of the gene bhlhe23, whose product is annotated as basic helix-loop-helix family, member e23. Gene Ontology annotation, cellular component: nucleus. The record is from RefSeq and is a predicted model, not a curated record. Lineage: Eukaryota; Metazoa; Chordata; Actinopteri; Blenniiformes; Blenniidae. Gene Ontology annotation, biological process: axon development; positive regulation of transcription by RNA polymerase II; sensory organ development. The coding region runs from base 561 to 1244 and encodes 227 amino acids. Gene Ontology annotation, molecular function: protein dimerization activity; DNA-binding transcription factor activity, RNA polymerase II-specific; E-box binding. The transcript has a single exon.
GGCUGCUCUCGGUGUCAGUUUGCGUUGCGGUUAUCGCUCUGUGAUUGAAAUUGGGAGCAGACCUGCGCUCUCCCCGAGUUAAUUAAAACGCCCCCCUGAUUGGACGGGCGGAUAAUCCCGACGGGCCGCCUGCUCCUACUAACUUGCGAGCAGGGCAGAGCGCCAGUCACAAUCUGCCCAAGGCAAGGGAGGGCAAGAAAGACGCGAGAGAGGAAGGCGACUGUAGGAAGAGGAUCGCUCCGGUCUCAGCGAGCACAAUUAGAGAAGUGUUGUUGAACGUGGGCUAUGCGUGCAACAAGGGGGGAGCGCAGUGCACAGAGGAGGUGAACGCAUGUAGAGGCUCAGCUUCAGACUCACAGCCUCCUUCUUGAAGAGUCACAGCACUGACAGAGGAAAGGAGUGAGGCAAAGAGAGGAACUCCUAGAAAACAACAACUCUUGGAGAGAAACUACGCGAGUGCCAGCGCCUGAGCGAACAAAAGCCGGGAUAAAGGAGAACAGCGGAAGACUAGACUUUUCCUGGUCUGAAUCUGCUCUGGAAGAGAGAGAAGAAGAAAAAAAAUGAAUGUCAGCGAAGAGAACCUGCUCAAGUCCAUCAGCAACGACGCGCUCCUCGACCUGACGCAGCGCUACGGCCAGUCCGCCUUCGGCUUCGGAGCUGGCCAUGGUGCUGGAAGCCCCGGCCGCUUCCCGCUCACUCCGGCCACCGACUUUCUCUCCGGGCAGACCGCGAAGUCCAACGAGAGCGGCGGGGAGCACACCAGCGACGACGAGGACGGCUUCGACUCGUUGGAGUCCCGGAAGAGGGGCUCGUCGUUCGGGGACGACAAGCCCGGGGGGCCCCUCGCCAAGAAGUCCAAGGAGCAGAGAUCCCUGCGGCUCAGCAUCAACGCGCGGGAGAGGAGGCGGAUGCACGACCUGAACGACGCGCUGGACGGCCUGCGCGCCGUUAUCCCCUACGCCCACAGCCCCUCGGUGAGAAAACUCUCCAAAAUAGCCACUCUCCUCCUGGCCAAGAACUAUAUCCUCAUGCAGGCUCAGGCUCUGGAGGAGAUGAGGCGGCUGGUGGCGUAUCUGAACCAGGGACAGACCAUAACCUCCCCUAUCCCCACCGCCCUGGCGCCCUUUGGACAGGCUGCCGUCUACCCCUUCUCGGGCUCUGCGCUCGCCACCUGUGCCGAAAAGUGCACCACUUAUUCUGGGGCCCCGUCGAGUCUCUUCAAACACUGCAACGACAAGCCUUGAUUUCAUUUUAACUCUCCAUGAACUUUUACCUAUACUGCACCCAUGUCGGUCUCCUUCCCAUUCUAGUUAUUUUUAAAUCAUUCUGUGGAAAAUAAAACAAGUUUAGUCUAAUGCAUAAUCUUAAGAUAUGGUUAAGUAAUUAUACUGCAGUGUUUCCUCCGGACUCAACAAACGCUACUUAGAAAAUAAACUGUUUAGGCCUUUCUUGUAGGAUGACGUCCCUGUCACUUUGUCGCUCGUUCUCUGCAGACUCUUACAGGCCAUGUUCAAAUUCUGACUUUUGGACAAUUUUGGGAAAGAUUCUGUUAACAGCUGUCAUUUGUAAUCUAUGCAACAUCUAGUAAAAACAACACGAAAAGUAGAAAUGCCAAGAAAUGCGACCUGAUCUUGACUUUCGGAUUUAAUACAGUAAUUAAAAGAAGACGAGAAAAAAGCAGGACUUCCUUUGACUGUAUGAUGCUAUGUGGGGAAACUAAUCUGAUGUGAUGUUGGCUGAUAUAUUUUCUGAUACGAUGUUUUGACGAGUUUGUUUUUGUUUGAAGUUAUUGCACAUCUCACAUGAUUGUAUUGUACAACUUUGGAAAAAAAAACAUUUGCUUCAAGCCCGGUUAUAGUAAUGGUUAUAUAACUACAGCCUAUACACUGAAGAAGCGUUUUGGUUGUGUUGCAACAUGGAUUUCAUAUAUUGUUUAUAUGUCUUUAUAAUUAAAAACACAUAUCUAUGCUCGGA